CCUUCACAUCCAGUGCGCCAGUAUCGAGUAAUUAUUAACACCAAUUACUUCCUUGUAAAUAUCGAGCACGACAGUGGGACACUCACGACUAAUCUGCUCUGCUAGUGGCACGCUUUGUCCUUCCAAAAACUAUGGCUUUAUCCUCCUCAUCUACAAAAGACUACGAGAUAUUCAUGUCCACGGUCCAGAAGCCGCCCGAACCAGAGCAAAGCUUUGAGGAGGUACGCGUGAAGGACUACAUCAAAGCAUACACUGCGACCGGUCGACCACCAGUACCAGUCCCAGAAGUACCAACUACCCCAAAUGCCAGAUAUGCGCUCGGCUUGCCACCGAUAUUUUCUCCCAUUCCAAUAGAAUCGACUCCGAGCAUCAGCCCCACAAGCAUUGCAGCAGAGAAAGCCAUAACAAACACCAGUGAUCUACCCACCAUCCAAGUAUUUCAGGCGACUAAGACACCAAUCGAAGGGCAAUUCCAGAGCAUCACAGCACAGCCUACUUUCAGUUUUUUCUCCUAUGAGGAAUUGCGGCUUUAUGCAUAUCUUUCAGGGAACAUCAUGCCUCCGACCCCACUUCCAUCGGAGAUCCCCUCUUUGGACAAUGCGCCAACACAGGUCAUCCAUCCAUUUUACGCCAACGACUCAGCAGCAACUGCGUUCGCACGCCCUAGCAUAGGCCCUGAUGCUCCAGAUGCAUAUAUGAGCAUCACGGCGUCUCUCAAAUUCGACAAACAUUCGUUCGAGGAACUACGGCUAGCAUAUCGUCUUGCUGGCAAGGAGCUUACCUCAUUCGAAAUUUCUACUCGUGGUUUGCUACAGUGGGAGACAAAAGAUGGUUUUGGUAACCGCCUUCGCCCAGGGUAAUUUUUUUGUGUGGUAGAUGUUUGGUUACACUUCGAUUUUACCGCUAAGCCGCACAAAUUUUCAAUGCCCGAUUGAUCAGUUGAUUAUUGUUUGUAUCACUUGUAUAGCGUAUACCAUCAUCGUUUCGCGCUUCGUACUUGUACAACUUGUACCACAGAAUGUUGUUGUUCUGGGUAAUGUUCGAGAAGUCUAAUGUACACAACAUGUAUUCGAGCCAAAUCGAGGUUUUCGGGGGGUGUAUUGAUCAAUCCAUAUGCAUCAUCCAGUCCUCUGCUUGCACCGUGACUUGUUCAAC
Suillus discolor is the source of this 1155-nucleotide messenger RNA. RefSeq lists its product as uncharacterized. The record is from RefSeq and is a predicted model, not a curated record. The transcript is spliced from 4 exons. NCBI's taxonomy places the organism in Eukaryota, Fungi, Basidiomycota, Agaricomycetes, Boletales, Suillaceae. Bases 132 to 860 code for a protein of 242 amino acids.